This is a messenger RNA of Oryzias latipes (Japanese medaka), 3255 nucleotides long. It is a transcript of the gene spry2, whose product is annotated as sprouty RTK signaling antagonist 2. Gene Ontology annotation, biological process: negative regulation of MAP kinase activity; animal organ development; multicellular organism development. The record is from RefSeq and is a predicted model, not a curated record. Lineage: Eukaryota; Metazoa; Chordata; Actinopteri; Beloniformes; Adrianichthyidae. Gene Ontology annotation, cellular component: cytosol; membrane.
GUGAAGGGCUGCUCUUCAGCAGCCAAUGGCGGCGCACCGGAUGCGAGAUAUCCGCUGCAACAACAAGUACUCUGUUCCCCCACCACCACCACCACCCCUACCCCUCCUUCAGCUUGACGCCAUGUACAGCCCAAAUCCCGACCUCCUCUCCGGAAAGAAAGCGCGAGGAGAAAAACAACAAGUCUCGAGAAAAAGUAAACCGUCGGAGUCUGUCGGAUAAAAAAAAAAAAAAAAACAAUUUAAAAAGUUUUUUCCCUCUUUUUUUUCUUCUCGCGGAGGGAUUUUUGAAUCGGCAGCGGUGCAAAGUUUUCCUCCUUUUCCUUUCGUUUUUUUUAUUUUAUCUUUUGGGUCUUUUUUGUUUUUGUUUCGUUCUUGCGUAAAAAAAAACACGCGAUAUUGAGCUGCGUUUUCGUGAAGAAAAUGCGGCGGGAACGUAUUUCGAUGGAUUUUACCGACGGCUCUCCGGACUGCAGCGCUCGAGCGGCGGCGUCGAACCCCAACUGAAGUGACCUUAAAGGGAGCGAAAAGUGCAGGAAGCUCGGACUUCAGAUGUGUCCCCUGCCAGCCGCGGAGCCCCUUCAGUCCCAACAUGGAUUCCAUAAGUCAGAACGACAGCGAUGGGGGAGGAGGGCGCCGCGAGUUGGAGAGCACGCCGGGUGACACCGGUAGAGGCCAGGUGCAGAGCGUCGCUGCCUCGCCAGACUCGAUGCGUUCUCAAACUGUGCUAUCUCUGGAUCAGAUCAGGGUAACCAGGAGCAGUAAUGACUACACCGAUGGACCGUCUGCUGCUCAGCAGCGCCAACAGAAGAGCGACUUUGUUCCGCCACCGGGUUCAAGGACGGGCGAGCAGCAGGAGAUCCAGGAAGAGAGGUCUCAAAACCACCGCAACCUCCAUUCCUUGACGCGUCACGGAGACGGAGAUGGUUCGGUCUCCUCUGCGGAGGAAUUUCAGGGCAGCAGUAGGACCAGCAUGGGAAGCACUUCUUCGGCUCACAGACUGAACGGUCAAGGCGGCGUGGAACCGAUAAUCAGAAUCCAGCCCAAACGCUCCUCCAAGCUGAACCAGGACGAGCUGAAGCCCUUACAAAGCGGGUUCACAGAGGUGGUGACCGUACCUGGCAACGCAACCUCUAAACCCAAAGGCAUACACUCCAGCAAAUGCACACACUGCGGUCGGUGCACGUGCCCCGAGUGCACCCGCCCAAGGAUGCUCCCAUCCUGCUGGAUGUGCGGGCGGCGGUGCGUGUGCUCGGCGAGGAGCGCGGUUGAGCACUGGACAUGCGUUUGCUGCGUCAAGGCGCUUUUCUACCACUGCUCCAGCGAUGACGAAGACACGUGUGCGGAUAAGCCCUUCUCGUGUACGCAGUCGCACUGCUGCGUCCGGUGGACCGCCGUAUCGCUCCUCUCCUUGUUCUUCCCGUGCCUGCUGUGCUACCUCCCGGCCAAAGGGUGCGUAGCCGUGUGCCAGAGCUGCUACGACCGAGGCGCCCGACCUGGCUGUCGCUGCGAAGACUCCGCCGCUUUGAGCCAACGGAGACAAAGCUGUUGAUGGACCGACUCAAGACUGACUGAACCAACGUAGAGAUUAGAGCCAUCUAACGAAAUUCAUUCUUCGCCCCUGAAUUGGGAGUUUUACCUUCGAACCAAAGGGGCUGGGAACUCUUCUAGUGUCCUCAAAAGUAUCUCCGUCUCACCCAAGUGCCCCCAUUAGUGACGUUGCUAAUGAAGUCCAAACUGAUGGCCUUGUUGUUGUUGUUUUUUUUUAACACUUAAUACGUUGUGUUUGCCAAGAGCAGACUCCUGUUACUAACUGUUUGUAAAGUAGGACAUUAGAAGCUGACUGGGACAGAUGCUUUUAUUUUUGUACAUACAGGAAAACUUCAACUGUGAAGACUGCCCCAAAGAGGCAGAGCCACGUUUCUAGAAAUCAGUCACUCGAUGCUCUUACAGUCACUGGAGUCUACGUCAAUCUUUUUUUUUUUUUGCCCUUUCUGGUGUAAAUUGUACAGCGAAAAAUUUAUUUUCUAAUUCCGACAUUGCCUAGUGUAAAGUUAAAAAUAUAUAUUUAUUUGAAGGUUUUAUUAUUUUAUAAUGGAAAAAAAAAUAUUUAUUUUGGAGAGAAAAAAGUCCCCUCUUGUGGGGCUCCUCAGCAGACAGGAGUCUCAAAGACGGAUGAAUAGCUCACUAUGGAUUAGACAACAAAUAUAUUAACGUUUGAAAUUAAACAGCCUUGAAGUCUGACUUCUUUUUUUUGUGGUUUUUCAUUGAGAACAAAAGCUUUGUUUGUGUUUGUAGACGGUUGUUUACAGAGAUGGGGAAGGAAGUGAGGGCAUGUUCGUGCUCACGCCUGGCACUUCCUCAGGAACAUCUGUGCUCAGGAAUGUUGUCACCUUUUUUUUAUUAUUUUGUUUUUACAAAUCAAGCACUCCACCUGUGUUUGUGCCUCACGUAAGCCUGCUAUUACACUCUGGCCUGGCUUCAGCUUCAUUUCAAUCAGGCACACUGGGUCCUAUUAUUUUCUAUACCGCCUUUUUUUUAUUUUUUUUUAUUUAAUCAAAGGUUUGUUCAGGAAUUCCUGGGUUUUGAGUGUCCCUGCAGGCGAAACAUAAGCCUGAAACAUGAGGCUCCUGACACUUGUUGACAGCAUACGGACGUGUUUGCAGCGCGGUAUGCAUUCAGAGUUCUGAUUGACAAGUCGAGGCCCAACCUGCUCUCACUUGUUUGUUAUCCAUCUCCAGCCUCUGGCUUGAUGGUGUGUGUGUGUGUGUGUGUUUGUAGUGGAGGGGGGGUUGUUUUACGUAAUUAUCAACUUUCACCUAUUUAGCGAAAGGUGGUCGAGGCGAUGGAAACAUAACGGGCAGAAUCCCAUUAGGAAACAGAAUAGGCAGGGUUGAUCUGCUGUUUGGUCUUAAUCUUUGCAGUCGCAGGCUUCCUCUCCACCUCCAUUGUGCCAGCCAUGAAUGAAGAGGGGAAGGCCGAGCGACGAAGAGAGAGAGAGAGAGGGGGUCAGGUUUGUUAGGAAGAUAGACCGCAAAGGGUUAAAAGCAUCACUUUGAAUGACAAAGCCCUAACAGUUUACCCCUGUAUUCAGCCCGGCGUGCAUUCAUCCUGUUCUCAAUAGUCGAGGUUUUUUUUUUUGUUUAGUUUUUUUGGCUCCUCUCAGCUACCUGCUCCUACUUGGUAUUCUCAUAGGUCAUCUUGAUGGUGCCUAGUUCUGCAUUCUAAAAGAAAGUUAAUAUAAUAAAUAUGUCCACC